Cryptococcus amylolentus CBS 6039 is the source of this 267-nucleotide messenger RNA. RefSeq lists its product as hypothetical. The record is from RefSeq and is a predicted model, not a curated record. The transcript is spliced from 2 exons. Bases 1 to 267 code for a protein of 88 amino acids. Lineage: Eukaryota; Fungi; Basidiomycota; Tremellomycetes; Tremellales; Cryptococcaceae.
AUGAUGUACGAGGUUUCCGACGGUGACUCUGUCCCGUCGCAAUCUCAGUCGUCAGCCGACUGCUCCCCCAGCCAAACAGCCCAGCUCCUCGCCUGCAAAGAGGCCUCGCCAGGCGCCCCUUCUUCUGACGCUUUGCAAAACUCCUCGGCCCCCAAUAUCUCUUCCCCUUCCGGCUCAGGCGACAUCUCCGGGGGUCCUCAGCUGUUGAGGAAAAACAGCCGCUCCAGGAAGGGGAAGGAGAAGGAGGAUGGGGAUUUUGAAGGAUAG